This is a messenger RNA of Eruca vesicaria subsp. sativa (arugula), 1010 nucleotides long. The record is from the annotation of a GenBank genome assembly. Lineage: Eukaryota; Viridiplantae; Streptophyta; Magnoliopsida; Brassicales; Brassicaceae.
CUCAGUUAUUGCUUCCAAGUUCCGUCUCUCUCUCUUUCAAGUUUCAACUACGGUUUGAUAAAUUCAUUUCGAAGAUUGACCCUAAGGUCAGCAAUUGAGUUAGAGGUCUUCUAUAUAUGAUUAAAAGACUGCCGUACAGAGCUGAGUAACCUGAAGACUUAAGCCACGCAAAGAGACUCUCACCCUUAAAUACCUCCUCUUCUUUAACUUGUUAUAUAUAUGCACACAUACAUGCUUCUUCCAUUUCUUAAACAUUUUGAGAGAGAAGAAAAGUAAUAAUGAAAAGCUUCUUGUUAUUCUUCUUCUUGUUCGACUUAGCGUUUGCAGCAGGGAAGAUAUGGAGCAGAACAGAGAUAGUGGAGAUGGCUGGCUACGGUGAACAGAAACUCUCCUCUGUGAUCAUUACAGGUUCUCUUCUCUGCGACACUUCACGGUCCAUAGCUAUUCCAGGUGCUACUGUUGGUAUCAAGUGUAACACUGGAUACAAAAAGAGAUCAAAAUGGAUUAAAGCUGUUACUGAUGAUUUUGGAGAGUUUGAAAUCGAUCUCCCUUCUCAACUCCACGCAAUUCCAGACCUGGAAAACACAUGUCUCAUCAAGCCAAUACAUGUUCCUGAUAAUCUCUUUAUUACAUGUUAUCACAAUUCGACAAAUAUACACAAACGCAUCAAACUUGUUUCCUCGACCAACGGCUUCCGUGUCUACACCUCAGGGAAGAUCAGGUUACAAGGCAACAGUUCGAAAUCAUAGCCCAAGCUGCGUUGUGUCGAUAUUUGUAUGGUUCUUCACUUGUUUAGCUGGCGCUUUAGUCACAAAACCAAGUCAGAGUCUCUCUACAUUGUUUUUUUUUCAUGUUCCCACAAUAUGUAAUUAAAAAUGAUGCUUGGAUGAGAUCAUAUAUGUAGAGGUUCUCAUGAUUUUGAUGCGGUCACAUGUGAAUAUAUGGGUAAAUAAAAAUAGUUUUGAGAUUUUUAUAAUAUGGCCCGGCCCAGUUAGCCUUUUUGGGAUGCG